CAACUUGGACCCUCUUAGUCUUAGAUUUAGAGAAGAAAAAACUCCGCCCUCGUAUUCCUCCAUCUCCUUUCUUGUCUGUGUGAUGCCAAGCUACCUAACAGGCUCCCAUUCCUCUGACAUAAACCGCUCCAAAUCACCGAGGCUUCCUUUUCCUUACGGUGACUCGAAACCUAGAGUUGAUAUCCAACCAGAUCACUUUAACCUGAGUUGCUGAGCCCAAUGACCCGGACACGUAAUGUCAUUGUUGCCACUGGAUUACUGGCUUUUGCUGCUGCAGGCUUGGCAUUUCCCUUCUACAUGGCAUCAUCCAGGGGUAAGCCAGUGAUUGACCCAUCAAAGCCGUUGCCACCACAGGCGACUUUCCGAGGGCCUUACAUAAACACAGGUUCACGUGACAUUGGACCUGAUCCUGGGCCUUACCCAAAGAAGUAAUGUGCUUUGCGAGAAAAGUGUUGGGGAGGGUAAGUAAAUUGCAUGCACAAUCAUGCUCAUUUCCUGCAAAUUGAGACAUUUGCUCGCAUUAUCUUCUUUUGUGCCAAUGGACAUCUUUGUGGAUUCUGUACCUAGAAAUCUACUGAUCAUCACAAAUGGAUAAGCAACAUGUUGAGAAUUACAACGAGAAUGAAAAUUUCUGGAAAAUGGAAUUGCUUAAAAACAUGGUCUCUUUCUUUCUUUCUUUAUUUACAGUGUAAGAACUUAAUAUAAUAGAUUAUUUCUGAUACAAACGAUCAGAUAUUUGCAUAUA
Populus nigra (black poplar) is the source of this 745-nucleotide messenger RNA. RefSeq lists its product as uncharacterized. Bases 220 to 432 code for a protein of 70 amino acids. The record is from RefSeq and is a predicted model, not a curated record. NCBI's taxonomy places the organism in Eukaryota, Viridiplantae, Streptophyta, Magnoliopsida, Malpighiales, Salicaceae. The transcript is spliced from 3 exons.